This is a messenger RNA of Propithecus coquereli (Coquerel's sifaka), 2530 nucleotides long. It is a transcript of the gene FIZ1, whose product is annotated as FLT3-interacting zinc finger 1. The record is from RefSeq and is a predicted model, not a curated record. The transcript has 3 exons. NCBI's taxonomy places the organism in Eukaryota, Metazoa, Chordata, Mammalia, Primates, Indriidae. Bases 121 to 1629 code for a protein of 502 amino acids.
GGAGCUGAGGCGGAAGUCGAGGGGCCCCCCGGGUGGAAGUGACGCUGCCCCCGCUGCCCAAAAUGUCGGCGCCCAGAGGGAGGUAGAGCGCCCCCACCCACUAAUACAUUCCUUGCCACCAUGGAUGAUGCCCCGCUGCCAGCGCCCCCAGCCCCCGCCCCAAACCCAGCACCAGCACCGCCCGCCGCCGCCCCCCGGGUCCCCUUUCACUGCAGUGAGUGUGGCAAGAGCUUCCGCUACCGCUCAGACCUGCGGCGUCACUUCGCCCGGCACACGGCGCUCAAACCCCAUGCGUGUCCGCGCUGCGGCAAGGGCUUCAAGCACAGCUUCAACCUGGCCAACCACCUGCGCUCGCACACCGGCGAGCGGCCCUACCGCUGCUCUGCCUGCCCCAAAGGGUUCCGCGACUCCACUGGCCUGCUGCACCACCAGGUCGUCCACACUGGCGAGAAGCCCUACUGCUGCCUGGUCUGUGAGCUCCGCUUCUCCUCGCGCUCCAGCCUGGGCCGCCACCUCAAGCGCCAGCACCGCGGGGUGCUCCCAUCUCCGCUGCAGCCCGGCCCGGGCCUGCCCGCCUUGAGCGCACCCUGCUCCGUCUGCUGCAACGUGGGGCCCUGCUCCGUGUGCGGGGGCGCGGGGACCGGCGGUGGAGAGGGUCCAGAGGGGGCAGGCGCUGGCCCGGGCAGCUGGGGGCUGGCGGAGGCGGCAGCUGCAGCGGCGGCCUCGUUGCCCCCGUUUGCGUGCGGCGCCUGCGCACGGCGCUUCGACCACGGCCGCGAGCUGGCGGCCCAUUGGGCUGCGCACACCGACGUGAAGCCCUUCAAGUGCCCGCGCUGCGAGCGCGACUUCAACGCGCCCGCGCUGCUGGAGCGGCACAAGCUGACGCACGACCUGCAGGGCGCGAGCGCGCCCCCAGCGCAGGCCUGGGCCCCUGGGGCAGGCGCUGGGCCCGAGGCGGCCCGCGAGGCUGGCGCUGCGGAGGCGGGCGACGAUCCACCGGCUUGGGACGGCGGGCUGCUCCUGGGCCCCACGGGGGGCGCUGUGCCCGAGCUCGGGGGGCUGCUCCCCGAGGGCGGCGGGGAGGCCCCUGCGCCUGCGGCGGCGGCCGAACCGUCGGAAGACACCCUGUACCAGUGCGACUGCGGGACCUUCUUCGCGUCGGCAGCGGCCCUGGCCAGCCACCUGGGAGCGCACUCGGGCCCGGCCACCUACGGCUGCGGCCACUGCGGAGCGCUGUACGCGGCGCUGGCGGCCCUGGAGGAGCACCGGCGGGUCAGCCACGGCGAGGGCGCGGGGGAGGAGGCGGCGGCCGCGGCCCCGGAGGGAGAACCGGCGUCCGGGGAGCCCGCGUCCGGCUCGGGCCGCGGCAAGAAGAUCUUCGGCUGCUCAGAGUGCGAGAAGCUGUUCCGCUCGCCGCGCGACCUGGAGCGGCACGUGCUCGUGCACACGGGCGAGAAGCCGUUCCCGUGCCUCGAGUGCGGCAAGUUCUUCCGCCACGAGUGCUACCUCAAGCGCCACCGGCUGCUGCACGGCACCGAGCGGCCCUUCCCCUGCCACAUCUGCGGCAAGGGCUUCAUCACGCUCAGCAACCUCUCGCGGCACCUGAAGCUGCACCGGGGCAUGGACUGACACAGCCGGGCCGCCCCCUGCCCUCCACCUGACGCCCGGACGCAGGGCCUGGGCCAGGGGACCCUGGGCCUCCAAAUCCAGACAGGCCCUGAAAUGAGGGGAUCCUGACUGGAGAGAUGGGGGCCACCAAAAACCCACACAGGCCCCUGAGCUGGGGGACCACAAACAAACGGAGAGACUCCUCAGCUGGGCGGGGGGUGUCCAAGAAUAUAAUAGUUGGGGACCCCAAAUCUAGGGAGAGACUUCUGAGCUUGGGGCCCCUGGAAUAGUGUGGGCACCCCAGAAAUCAACAGGCCCCUAAGAUGCUGGGACCUAGGAAUGAGAAGUGGGUCUCACAAGUACCUCUCAUCUUGAGGGCCCCAAUAAUAAAAGAUGGGCACCCCUCCAAGGGAAGACUGCCCCACUCCCUGAGAGCCAUCAUUCCCAAUGACCUUGAUCUGGAGGAUGUAGAGGGACCAUGUCCCUGAAUUUUCCUAGAUCCCCUCCAAAUGUUACCCACCAGAGUCACUGGUGCCCCCAGAAAAUGGAUAUAGCCGAUAUCUGCCUUUCCCCCAUUUCAUUCCCUAUGCUGAAAGAGGACCAGGGUGGAUGCCCCCUGCCCUCAACUACCCCCUCUCCCGCAAUUAGGUCUCUCACCCCUACGGCAGAAUGGGUGGACCCUAAUGAUCUUCCGCACCCCCAAACACUAGAAUAGACUGGUCUGAAAUCCCCCUGCCCGGUAGGAUGGACUGAUCCAUGUGCACACACCCCUGUCCACACGGAAUGGGCUGGUCCAGGUUGUGGACUGCACCCCACCCUCCUUAGAGUGAAUAGGGCAGAGCCUCCUCCCUCUUCCUGUAGAGUGGACUGGUCCACGUCAUACCCCAUCCUGUGAACUCAGUGGAAGGUGGUGGACACUGGG